Tachysurus vachellii is the source of this 1789-nucleotide messenger RNA. RefSeq names its product acetylcholine receptor subunit alpha-like. Gene Ontology annotation, cellular component: synapse; neuron projection; postsynaptic membrane. The record is from RefSeq and is a predicted model, not a curated record. Gene Ontology annotation, molecular function: transmembrane signaling receptor activity; acetylcholine-gated monoatomic cation-selective channel activity. Gene Ontology annotation, biological process: chemical synaptic transmission; monoatomic ion transmembrane transport; signal transduction. Bases 353 to 1738 code for a protein of 461 amino acids. The transcript has 9 exons. Lineage: Eukaryota; Metazoa; Chordata; Actinopteri; Siluriformes; Bagridae.
GACAGCUGCCACUGCCACUGUAACAAGAUAAUCGAUGUUAUUCUCUUCACCUGUCAUUGGUUUUAAAUUUAAUGCUGAUCAGGGAAUGUGCUACAUGUGAGUUACACCAAAGAGACGGAUUAGAGGUAUUUGUCUCUGGUUUCAUGUGCUGCACAGCAGAUGGGUUUGACCCUGCAGUAGCAUUAAGCAAAGCAGAGAGCUCAGUGAGAAACCAGGAGAGACAGAGAGACAGGCACUGGACUUGAAUAUCAAACCAUCCACACCGGAUAAGUAAAAAGGAGGCUUGAACAAAGCAAACUGGUUUUCUUGUUCUUUCUUUUGAAGCGAGAUAAAGCAGCUUUUAUAUUUUUACAUGAACACCAGUGACAUGAAGUGGCUUCAUUUGGUUGCUCUGCUCCUCUGUGUCUCUACAGGUCUAGUGUGCUGCACAGAAGACGAGACCCGUCUAGUGAAAAAACUCUUCACCGGGUAUAAUAAAGUGGUCAGGCCUGUCAGUCACUUUAAAGAUGCUGUGGUGGUCACCGUAGGACUGCAACUAAUCCAGCUUAUUAGUGUGGAUGAGGUCAACCAAAUUGUCACAACCAACGUACGUCUGAAACAGCAAUGGAAAGAUGUGAAUCUGCAGUGGAACCCAGAGGAAUAUGGAGGAAUAAAAAAGAUCCGAAUUCCAUGCACUGACAUCUGGAGGCCUGACCUCGUUCUCUAUAACAAUGCUGAUGGUGACUUUGCCAUCGUACAUGAGACAAAAGUUCUGCUAGAAUAUACAGGAAUGAUCACCUGGAACCCGCCCGCCAUCUUUAAGAGCUACUGUGAGAUCAUUGUGCUUCACUUCCCCUUUGACUUGCAGAACUGCAGCAUGAAACUCGGAACAUGGACAUUCGAUGGAAAUCUUGUCGCCAUCAACCCUGACAGCGAUCGGCCAGACCUGAGUAACUUUAUGGAGAGUGGUGAGUGGGUGAUGAAAGACUACAGGAGCUGGAAGCACUGGGUUUACUAUGCCUGUUGUCAAGACACUCCAUACCUGGAUAUCACCUACCACUUCCUCUUGCUGAGACUGCCGCUCUACUUCAUCGUCAAUGUGAUCAUCCCGUGCGUCCUCUUCUCUUUCCUGACUGGCCUGGUCUUCUACCUGCCCACAGACUCAGGUGAGAAGAUGACCCUCAGUAUCUCUGUCCUGUUGUCCCUGACUGUGUUCUUACUGGUGAUUGUGGAGCUCAUUCCUUCUACCUCAAGCGCAGUCCCUCUCAUUGCAAAAUACAUCCUCUUCACUAUGAUCUUCGUCAUUGCUUCCAUCAUCAUCACCGUCAUUGUAAUCAACACACACCACCGCUCACCAAGCACACACACCAUGCCAAACUGGGUUCGCAAGAUUUUUAUUGAGACCAUCCCCAAUUAUAUGUUCUUCUCCGCUAUGAAGAGGCCCAGUGCAGAAAAACAUACUAAAAACAUUUUCAGCCCUGACCUGGAUAUCUCGGAUAUCUCAGGGAAGCCCAUGCCCACUGCGGUGCCUUUCCAGUCGCCCAUAACUAAAAACCCAGAUGUCCGCAAUGCUAUAGAAGGAGUGAAGUACAUCGCAGAGACCAUGAAGUCAGAUGAGGAGUCCAACAAUGCCUGUGAUGAGUGGAAGUUUGUUGCAAUGGUUCUGGACCACAUUUUGCUCUGUGUGUUCAUGGCAGUAUGUGUAAUCGGAACAUUGGCUGUCUUUGCCGGGAGACUCAUUGAGCUCAGUCUUUUGUAACAUGGUUAUGAUAUUACAUGAAUCAUUUUAAUUUAAGGCAAAAUGAAACUA